UUUUAAAUAUAAAUUUGAGAGUAUUUAAUAAAUUUAUUAUAUUAUAAUCAAUAUUUCUAUAAUUUACUAUUAUCAUUAUUAAUACAAUGUGUAUCAUGGAUUUAUCUCUAAAUGAAGAAAAUCUAACUCAAAUACUUAAUAAAUUAUCAGAAGAUGAGGUUAAAAUAGAAAAAAAUUUAGAAAAUAUACUUUCAAGACAAUGUCAUGUAGAAGCGAAAUUACAAAAUAUAAGUAAGGUAUUACCUAAUGUAGUUGUAAUACGUACAGAAGGAGAAAAAUUUUGUAAUAUGAUUACACGUACUAAUGAAUUAGCAGAAAAUGUAAGUGCUAAAGUAAGGCAAUUAGAUUUAGCAAGGAGUAGAGUAUAUGAAUGUCAAAGACGUGUUAAUGACAUUCUUGACUUACAAUUAUGUAGUGAAGGAGUAGCUAUGGCAUUACGCAAUGAAGAUUAUGAACAAGGUGCAGCACAUGUUCAUCGUUAUUUAUCAAUGGAUCAACAAUUAUUAGAAAGAACAGCUGAAGACAUUUUAAUGGAUCACACUAAUAUCAGUUCUUCUUUGAUUACAUUACAACAAGCUGCAUUACAACUUAGAACUGUAGUUACUCAUAAAUUCGAUGAAGCAGUAAAAUCAGAAGAUCUUGCAUCUGUUGAAAGAUUUUUUAAAAUAUUUCCUUUAUUAGGAAUGCAUACUGAAGGUCUUAAAAAAUUUUGUAGUUAUUUAUGCACAAAGUUGCAAGAAACAGCUCAAAAAAAUUUAAAAGCAGCUUUGGAAAUAAAAAGUAAUGAUAAAAGAGCAUCAGUUAUCUUUUCUGAUACUAUGACGUUACUAUUUGAAGGAAUUGCUCGUAUUGUGGAAAUACAUCAACCAAUAAUUGAAACAUAUUAUGGUCCUGGAAGAUUAUUAAUGACUAUUUCUAUUUUACAAAAAGAAUGUGAUAGACAAAUUAAAAAGAUUAUUGCAGAAUUUAUGAAACACCGAUAUAUAUCUAAAAAAGUACAGAUUGUAAAUGAACAUGUUCGAAAAUCAAAUUCUGAAAGGGCAGAUCCUAAAGAUUUUGAUUUAUUAUUGGGAGAAAUUACUAUAAUGCAUUCACGUGCAGAAUUAUACAUUAGAUUUUUAAAAAGAAGAGUUAAAAAUGAUAUCGAAAUUAGCGCAACAAAUGAUAUGCAAUACAAAGAUUUAAUAAGUGAAUUCGAAAAUAUUAUAAAUAAUUCUGAUUUAGCACAUGGCAUGCAAGAACUUCUAAGUGCUUAUCUUGCUUUAGAAAGAUAUUUUCUUGAAGAAAGUGUAAAUAAAGCAUUAGGAAUGGAUACUUUAGAUCAAGAUCAACAAACAUCUAGUAUGGUUGAUGAUGUAUUCUUUAUAGUGCAAAAAUGUAUAAGGCGUUCUAUGUCAAGUUGGAGUAUAGAUGGUGUUUGUGCUGUUGUUAAUAUGGCUUGUGGUAUAUUAGAAGGGGAAUUUGCAAAUAGAUUACGAAAUCGAUUACGACAAGGUUAUCCAGCAGGAUAUUUAGAUUUAACACAAGCUUAUAAUGCUCUUCUUCCAACAAGUAUACAACAUGGUCGUUUACAGACUUCAGAUACGGAACUCGCACGUUUAACAUUUUUGGCUUAUCUAAAUAAUACUGAUGUAAGUAUUGAGUAUGUCGAAACGCUAUGUAAAAGUCUUAGUCCAGAAAUAGAUGCAACAUUUCCUAAUAUGCAAAAUAAAGAUAGAGGUAAAAUCGAUAGCUGCUUGUCUGGCUUAAAAAGUGUUAUGUCGAUUUUGCGAGCUGUUACUGAUUAUGGCUUAGAACAAUUGCGAAUAAGCGCCGUCAAACCAAGAGUCACACCUUGGGUCGAUGCAUUUUUAUCUGUAGAUCAUCAUAUAAACGAGGAUGACUUAUUAAGAUAUGAAACGGAAGAACCUUUUGUACAAACUUUAAUUAUGAAUUUAGAAGGUUUACUUCAAAGUUUUAAAGGUAGUUUGACAACAUCUAAUUAUGAUGCCUUAAUUGGUCUUCUUACUGCUGAAGUCACAGCUCGAUUAGAAAAAGUUGUAUUGAAAUCUACAUUUAACAGAGCGGGAGGUCUCAUACUUGAUAAAGAAAUAAGAUCAUUGGCAAGUUACUUAGCUGCUGUUACUUCUUGGUCUGUACGUGAUAAGUUUGCACGAUUAACUCAAAUAGCUACUAUAUUAAGUGUUGAAAAAGUGGAAGAACUAGCAGAUUAUUGUGGUGCAGAUGCAAUAGCAUGGAGAUUAACACCUGCUGAAGUUCGACGUAUUGCUUCUAUGAGAAUAGAUUUUCGUCCAGAAGAUGUAAAAAGAUUAAAACUUUAAAACUUUAUCUAUCCAAUUAUAUUAUUAAUAUGUAUAUAAAAAAAUAUAAGAAAUAGUCAAUAAAAAUAAAAUUUCGAG
This is a messenger RNA of Apis dorsata (giant honeybee), 2399 nucleotides long. It is a transcript of the gene Cog4, whose product is annotated as conserved oligomeric Golgi complex subunit 4. NCBI's taxonomy places the organism in Eukaryota, Metazoa, Arthropoda, Insecta, Hymenoptera, Apidae. The transcript is spliced from 10 exons. Bases 87 to 2321 code for a protein of 744 amino acids. The record is from RefSeq and is a predicted model, not a curated record.